AUGGUCGGCCACACGUCCUCUCACUGCCACACGUCCUCUCACUGCCACACGUCCUCUCACUGCCACACGUCCUCUCACUGCCACACGUCCUCUCACUGCCACACGUCCUCUCACUGCCACACGUCCUCUCACUGCCACACGUCCUCUCACUGCCACACGUCCUCUCACAGCCACACGUCCUCUCACAGCCACACGUCCUCUCACAGCCACACGUCCUCUCACUGCCACACGUCCUCUCACUGCCACACGUCCUCUCACAGCCACACGUCCUCUCACAGCCACACGUCCUCUCACAGCCACACGUCCUCUCACAGCCACACGUCCUCUCACUGCCACACGUCCUCUCACUGCCACACGUCCUCUCACAGCCACACGUCCUCUCACAGCCACACGUCCUCUCACAGCCACACCCACACGUCCUCUCACAGCCACACGUCCUCUCACAGCCACACGUCUUCUCAUUGCCACACGUCCUCUCACUGCCACACGUCCUCUCACAGCCACACGUCCUCUCACAGCCACACGUCCUCUCACAGCCACACGUCCUCUCACUGCCACACGUCCUCUCACAGCCACACGUCCUCUCACAGCCACACGUCCUCUCACAGCCACACGUCUUCUCAUUGCCACACGUCUUCUCAUUGCCACACGUCCUCUCACUGCCACACGUCUUCUCAUUGCCACACGUCCUCUCACAGCCACACGUCUUCUCACUGCCACACCCACACGUCCUCUCACAGCCACACGUCCUCUCACAGCCACACGUCUUCUCAUUGCCACACGUCCUCUCACUGCCACACGUCUUCUCACUGCCACACGUCCUCUCACUGCCACGCGUCCUCUCACAGCCACACGUCCUCUCACAGCCACACGUCCUCUCACUGCCACACGUCCUCUCACAGCCACACGUCCUCUCACUGCCACACGUCCUCUCACAGCCACACGUCCUCUCACAGCCACACGUCCUCUCACUGCCACACGUCUUCUCACUGCCACACGUCCUCUCACUGCCACACGUCUUCUCACUGCCACACGUCCUCUCACUGCCACACGUCUUCUCACAGCCACACGUCCUCUCACUGCCACACGUCUUCUCACUGCCACACGUCCUCUCACUGCCACACGUCCUCUCACUGCCACACGUCCUCUCACUGCCACACGUCUUCUCACUGCCACACGUCCUCUCACUGCCACACGUCCUCUCACUGCCACACGUCCUCUCACUGCCACACGUCCUCUCACUGCCACACGUCCUCUUACAGCCACACGUCUUCUGACAGCCACACGUCCUCUCACCUGUACCACUGGACGUGUCCCACGGUCCUCGGGGUUCAACUCGUGUGA
Knipowitschia caucasica is the source of this 1344-nucleotide messenger RNA. The record is from the annotation of a GenBank genome assembly. Lineage: Eukaryota; Metazoa; Chordata; Actinopteri; Gobiiformes; Gobiidae.